This is a messenger RNA of Ceratotherium simum simum (southern white rhinoceros), 933 nucleotides long. RefSeq names its product dolichyl-phosphate mannosyltransferase subunit 2, regulatory (gene DPM2). Gene Ontology annotation, molecular function: enzyme regulator activity. The record is from RefSeq and is a predicted model, not a curated record. Gene Ontology annotation, cellular component: endoplasmic reticulum membrane; dolichol-phosphate-mannose synthase complex. Gene Ontology annotation, biological process: dolichol phosphate mannose biosynthetic process; GPI anchor biosynthetic process. Lineage: Eukaryota; Metazoa; Chordata; Mammalia; Perissodactyla; Rhinocerotidae.
GAACCGGAUGUGGCUUGUUGCUCCGGGGCUGGAGCGCGGGGGAGAUGGCCACCGGGACAGACCAGGUAGUGGGACUCGGCCUCGUCGCCGUUAGCCUGAUCAUCUUCACCUACUACACCGCCUGGGUGAUUCUCUUGCCAUUCAUCGACAGCCAGCAUGUCAUCCACAAGUAUUUCCUGCCCCGAGCCUAUGCCAUUGCCAUCCCACUGGCUGCCGGCCUCCUGCUGCUCCUGUUUGUGGGAGUGUUCAUCACCUACGUGAUGCUGAAGAACCAGAAGGUGACCAAAAAGGCUCAGUGAAGGCCCAGCCGGGAUGAGGCUGCCGGCCCCAGCUCUGCCUCCCCUCCCGGGCAGGGACCAAGGGUGGGGGCCUGCCGGACUCAUCCAGGCACUGCGGCCCUCUCAAGCCUGGCUGCCCUGCAGACACCCCUGUGGGACGGAGCUGUUCAGGACUCACCCCCGACUGACCAGAGCCCCUGCUCACCCUUCCAGAAGCCAGGAGGGAGGAGUACCUGGAAGUCUCCCUCUCACCCCCUUCUGGCUCGGCCUGAAAGAUGCUGGUCCUUCCCAUCUCACCUUCAGACUCCCUGUCACUUCUUCCUCUAGGUUCUACCCUCUUGCCUCAGUUUCCCUCCUAUCACAUGCUGAUGUUGGACUUAGCAGGUUCUGAGGCAGCACGUGACCUCUCCCCACAUGUCCUGCCCCUCCACGAAGGUAGCUUUCCUGGUCUGACAAGCCCCAACCCCACACGGACUUCUGGACCAGGAAAGCCCAGCGAGAGGCCUGACAGGCCCCAGGACCACCGCCAGGCCUCAGGGCACAUUAGGGUGGCCACACCGGGCCCCCAAACCAACCGCUCCUCAUGGAGGCCAGCCCCCCAGCUCCAGCGCUGGCCUCCUGGGGAGAGCUGAACAAUAAACAUUGAUGGCGUGUU